CACUAACGGCUGUCCGGAAACGGUCUCUAUGGCUGAAAAAGAGGAACUGAUUGAGAUGUUGGCCAAUUGGAAACGACUAUACGUUUUGUUAAUCGACACUGCGGAUGGAAUCAACGAUUGUCUCGGCCCUGUUCUACUCAUUUGGGUGGCUCACAUCUUUGUCGGUUUCAUCGCCAUUCCGUUUUACAUCCUCGACGGAAUUCAUUUCAACACUGGAUCGUUGAGUUCCUCCUGGGUUUUGCUGAUCAUGAACUUUUGUCUUUUUUCCCAGCAUCUUUUUCAUUUGCUGAUCAUCACCGCAAUUUCCAGUCGCAUCUGGCACGAGGCAGCUGCAAAUGGAAAAUUAUUACAGAAAGUGAAUCUGCACGAUUUCUACCAUCUCCAAGACCAGGUGAACAUGUUGACGACCGAAGUUUUCCUGUCGCUGCCCCGCAUCACAGCCAUGGAAUACGGAGACUUGGAUUUUUCGCUGAUUCCUACCGUGAUUGGCACUUCUUUGACUUAUUUGAUAAUCUUGUGUCAGUUCCAAUCGUCGGAGCAGUAACAACAACUGAUGGGCAUACCUCUUAACAGAAAUUGAUCCAUCGCAAACGAAGCGCUAUUCCCAUUUUUUUGGACCCAUUUCAUCAAAAUGUCAUUUAUUUUAUUGUUUUGAAUAUAACGGCUGGUCCCAUUGGCCAAGGCAAUCGAUGUGCAUGCGCUUCUAAUGAGAUAAAUUGUUAUA
This is a messenger RNA of Daphnia pulicaria, 724 nucleotides long. RefSeq lists its product as uncharacterized. NCBI's taxonomy places the organism in Eukaryota, Metazoa, Arthropoda, Branchiopoda, Diplostraca, Daphniidae. The record is from RefSeq and is a predicted model, not a curated record. Gene Ontology annotation, cellular component: neuronal cell body; membrane; axon. Bases 29 to 544 code for a protein of 171 amino acids. The transcript is spliced from 4 exons. Gene Ontology annotation, biological process: sensory perception of taste.